Clupea harengus (Atlantic herring) is the source of this 2802-nucleotide messenger RNA. It is a transcript of the gene ccdc137, whose product is annotated as coiled-coil domain containing 137. The record is from RefSeq and is a predicted model, not a curated record. NCBI's taxonomy places the organism in Eukaryota, Metazoa, Chordata, Actinopteri, Clupeiformes, Clupeidae. Gene Ontology annotation, cellular component: nucleus.
GCGUGUAUUCGAGAGUUGAGAGGUCAGCCGCAUUUAGCCCACGUGGGUCCAAGUAAAUCGGUGAAAACAACAUGGGGAAGACAAAAAAACCCGAAUCUACGCAGAAACCAGAAAAACAUCAGAGGAAAAAGCCAAAGCAAAAUGACAAGCCAACGCCGACUGAGCACCUGGAGCAGAUUCCCUACCGCCUACGAGAAAUUAUGAAAAGUAAAGAGAGAAUGAAAAUAAAGGCCAAGAAGAUUAAAACGGUGAAGAAAUCCCCAGCCCCAGCCCCCAAACCUCAGGAUGGCGACAUACCAGUACCACAAUUCCGUAGGAAGGAGAGUGAGUCCGAACCUGCCUUCUUGAAGCGCAUGGCACGAGAGACCCAGCAUGUCAUGUUUCUCACAAAGAACCAGGUGGAGCGUCAGCCAGAGCUGGAGCAGAACGAACAGGAGCACAUGGCAGGAAAACGCAAGUCGGAGAAGAAGAAAGAGCAUGACCAAGUAAGGUUGCAGAGACUGCAUCAGAAGAAGCUGGACCAAGAGGUACAGAGGGAGGAAAAAGAGAGGUUUGAAGAUAAAGUAGAGUUUGGCGAGGUUGCCAUGGCUCCCCCUUCUUUGACCUACAAACCCAGGAAGGACCCAAACAAGUCCAAGGGGGCAAACCGGGGGCUGCUGCUUACCUCUCUCCUGGGCCACACGCCCGUCUCUGUCGCUAAGCCGUCGAUGGCGAGGCAGAGGAUAAUGGAGGAAGAGCGUGUGCGCGUGGUGGAGGCCUACCGCCACCUGAAGAAGCAGAAACAGGCACAGAGCGAGCUCAGAACCGCUGGCAUGAGUAAGCUGCUGAACCCACAGUGAAGCGUGACGCCCCUGAAGCAGUCACCAGCCUGCAGUCCCCAGAGGAGAAGAUGGGACACGGGCAUUACACUAAUCACCUCAGGGCCACGGCACCUCUCAUCAGGUUUGAUGUGGUGGUUUGAAGUGUUUCUCAAGUGGCUCAUCCAGUCCGUAGUCGGACACACCGGGCAGUGGUGACUGGGAGCCAGCUGAGUGUGUAAUGGCCAAAGCUUCCAGUCAUGCCUUAAACUGCGACUGACUGUUGGCUAUGUAAUGUCAUCAGAUAGCCUGCAAGCAUGCCUCAGUGAGAGGACAUGUAACUCAGAGCAGGAAUAAUUAUAUUAGCAGGAGCUACAAGAGUUGCAGGAAUAAUUUGGUUUCUUGGUUGUGCAGGAAUUUUUGUCAUUCUGUCACUUUCAUAAUUUUUCUCGUCCCUCAUAGAACUCAAAUCUCAAGUUAUCAGUAGCUCGAGUUAUCAGUGUCAGCAUUGCAACAUUUCUUGUCCAUUAGAUGGCAGUCAGACCACCAGGUUGUUGACGCAUCCACAGUGCCCACAGAACAUUUGGCCGAGUGCUGUAAACAAAUCAGUAGCUAUUUAUUGCCUUUGCAAAUUUUCUUUUUUCCAUGUCCAGACUUUUGUUUUCUGUUUCCUUCAAAAAAGGAAAAUGCCCCCUCUGCUUGAAAUGUGUAAUAUUUUCUAUAAAACUUUGUUAUUUGUUAGUGAUGCAAUUGACUGAUGUGUUUAUUCUCUGCUUAGUUAUGCGAUAGGAACACAGGGUAGCUACAUCAUCUAGUUGCUCAAAAGUGUUCUGUUUGUUAUACUGCACCCUAAACUCUUUUCUCUUUACUGUCAAGCUGCUCUGUUUGAGCCACCUGGCUGUUGUCACACCUGUGGACUGGCUCUGUGUUCCAGUGGUUUAGGUUGUCCAGGUGACAAAUCAGUUGCCAGGCGACAGUGGCAGGUGCCUCUGAUGUUUAGUGGGGACUUGAUUGCGCCCUCAGCCUUGGACUCUGCCCGCUCAUUUACACACAUACACACACACACACACACACACUUUCCUAUGGUCGCGUCUAUAGCAGAUGGCUCUCAUGGUCAUAGUGAGUGGAGUUGAAGUCCUGUUACUUGUAUCUAAACCCAAUUGUGUCUAAUACACAGUGCAUGUGCACAGUGUAGUCUGAAUGUGUGCUUUGUAAUGGUAUUCAUUGUUAGGUCGCUGUGAAUAAGUGGGGUGUUCACACAAACCAAGAACACUUGCUUUACAUUUACAAAAACAUGUACAUUUUCUCUACCCCUGUGGUAUUUUUAAAACCACCCCAAUAGAAGUUGCGAAGAGUAUCCAACACCUGUCUGGCCAGAUGUAUUGUCCCUGAAGGCUCCUCAACAUUUUAUCUGUGAAACAUCUCUCAUGGUUUCCAAUAGUAUUGUAGUUUCUCAGUUUCCACAAUGAGUGUCACUGUAUGACCCCUAUGCAACAAUACACUCUACUUCACUAUGACAUUUUUGUAUAUUUCCACGGUUUCUGUUAAGAUAAUCAAUAUUUCGGGAAUAUAUAUGAAGGACAUUCACAAACCAUACUUUUGGAUGGACAAAGCAUACACUGAUGGAUUGACUAAACGUGUUAAUAUUUAGAUUUGAUACUUUUGGGGAAGUUGUGGCCUUUCUGCAAAUAGCAUUCAUUCAUUUAGGCUUUGGUCUCGAUACCUAAACUGUGUUACAAAAUACAGAGCACAAGAUGUUGGAUAGAAUUGCUUAAAUCUUAAUAUUUUAAAACCCAUAACCUACUUUAGCCGCUCAUUGAAAUCAGCUCAAGCUUGGUCUGACCCGCAGUUCUUAAUAAAAGCAGAUCAUGAAUGUAUUAUUUUUUGGAAGAAGGCAGUGUUGAAACCGACAGAGGUAAUACAUUUAUGCUAUUAUGAAUAUAUUUCCAUGGCAUUAGGUGUUAGACUUCUGAAUUAAAUGUUUUGCAUAGUAAAAAAAAAAAAA